Messenger RNA from Chaetura pelagica (chimney swift), 1842 nucleotides. RefSeq names its product scaffolding protein involved in DNA repair (gene SPIDR). The transcript has 15 exons. The record is from RefSeq and is a predicted model, not a curated record. Lineage: Eukaryota; Metazoa; Chordata; Aves; Apodiformes; Apodidae. The coding region runs from base 1 to 1842 and encodes 613 amino acids. Gene Ontology annotation, biological process: double-strand break repair via homologous recombination; regulation of establishment of protein localization to chromosome. Gene Ontology annotation, cellular component: nucleoplasm; nuclear chromosome.
AUGUCGCCUCUGCAGGAGGGCUGGACAACUUCAACGGAAAUUUCCGAGUAUUCAUCCGAUAACAACAGUGUGGGAGAAGCAGAGACAGACCUGGUGACCACUACUCUGGGGUCCAGUAGGAGGUUACGGUCGCGGUCAGGAGCGGAGAGGGAGGAUGUCACGGCACGACCGGCCAGCGAGUGGCUGAGGUCUGCCCAGGCCCUUCUCCGCACCCCCGGGAAGCAGGUGGGCAAGGCCCCCCGAGCCCCUGCUGAGUCCGCCAAGAAGAGGAAGCUACUGAGGGGCGGCCUUGCUGAGAGGUUAUGUCAACUGCAAAACAGACAAAGAUCUGCCAUUAGCUUUUGGAGGCACCAGUGUGUUUCAGAUCCUAAACCUUCCUCAGUGACACUGGGAUAUAAAUCUGAUGUCUUAAUUGUGAAGAUCUUAGAAAUGUUUGAAGAAUGUACAAUACAAGUCGCCAUCUGCCAGCAGCUGGAACAGCCUCCUGCUACAUUUUCAUCUGAGGAUGUUGUCAUCAAUGCAGGAGAACCCAUACUCAAAGUCCUCUUUGCAAGAGAGACAGCAGCUCACCUGAAGAGCAAGCCCCAGGAUGUCAUCCACAUUUACCCUCCCUGGUUGUGCCUCCUUGUCCAGGACGCCUAUGGCAUGUUCAGUGAAGUGCAGUUGCAGUCCCUGAGUUCUGCAGAUGACAUUGAGCAAUAUUGCAGGAGAUGGGAAGGAAAAUUCUGCUGCCUAGCUGGAAUGAAAAUUUUGCAAAGAACCACAAGAGGAAGGGCAUUAGGACUUUUUAGUCUGAUAGACAGUCUGUGGCCUCCAGUAGUGCCUGUAAAAGUUCCUGGACAAAGUCAAGACUCUGAAAUGAUGACAACGAAUCUUCCUCCUCCCAGCUUCUGUUAUAUUCUUACUGCUCGGUCUGGUGAGAUACAUGUGGAAGUGGAUGAGGGAGAACAGAUUUCUAAUUUGUACCAGCCACCAGCUGUGCAUGGUCUAAAGAAAAUUCUUCAGAUCGACGGUUGUAAUGAACGGUGUAGCUUUUGGGCACAAGUGCUAUAUCAAAGGAUGCAGAAAAAACACAGUGUUCCUAUAAAUCAAAGAGAAAUUCAGUUGUUUGUGACUGACUCCACCUUGCAAAGUGUGGUUCAUGACACUCCAAAAGUUGUUGCUGUGUCGGUGGCUGCAUCGUGUGUUCUCAGGACAGAAAUCACAGAUGCCCUCAGCGUUGCCUCACAACUUGUCUGCUUCAGGGAUGCCCUGUGGGGAAACGGUAUGAUUAUUUGUGUUGAACGUACUGUUCUCUUAUUACAAAAGCCUCUUUUGUGCUCGGCUGCCGGUGCUGACCUCAGUGAGCUGACUGGCCCUGUCAGACUCGAUGAGCUGGAUUCUACAACACAGGCCAACUCCAUUUGUGCUGUAAGAGGUACUAUUGUUGGAGUUAAUGAGAGGACUGCUUUCUCCUGGCCUACAUGCAACAGAUGUGGCAAUGGAAAGUUGGAACUGUGUCCCCAGGACAGAGAAUUGCUGUAUUGCAACCAGUGCUCUGGAGUUGUGAUUUCACCAGUGUUGAAAAUGCAACUAGAAGUCUUCUUGAGCUGUCCAUCCCGACCUCAAAGUACAGUAAAAGUAAAGCUGUUGCAAAGGACAAUCUCUUCUCUCCUGAUGUCCCCCACCAGUGAGGAUGGGGUAGGUAUAAUGAGUGCUGAUGAAAGAAAGAGCUAUGAGCUGCAGAGCGUGCUGGGAAAGGAGGUGGGGUUAUUGAACUGCUACGUCCACUCCAUAACCAACCACCCCGACUGUGUUGGACUGGAGGAAAUUGUUCUUCUGGAAGCAGCAGAGAGACACUGA